GAUCGACCAAUCCUAAAAUCAAGGACUAAUCAGACUAAUCAGAACAACAAAAGUCAACAGGAGAUACCACUAUCAUUCGCGUUAAGACAAACGUUCUAAUCCAGAUUAUAAAGUUAUUUUAUGUUAUAAAAAUGGUUCGUGCUUGGUUCAUGGAUGAUGAUCCCUCCGAUCAGCGUUCAGAGCAUCAACUCAAUCCACCGGAAUUUUUAGAACUGGCAGAGUUGUUCAACAAUACUGGGGUUGAGUAUUUCAAGCUCAAUGGGGCCACUUAUGAGAGCGAUGGAUUAUUAGAUAAAAUCCGUAGAGAGAGGGGCUACAGUUAUGAGGACGAAAUAGUUUGCUCUAAGGAGUGUCUGCCGGAUUAUGAGAACAAACUCAAAAAUUUUUUCACUGAGCAUCUACAUACAGAUGAAGAGAUCCGUUUUGUUAUCGAUGGUUCUGGGUAUUUCGACGUACGCAACGGUAAAGAUGACCGUUGGAUUCGAAUUGAGGUCAUUGCGGGCGACAUGAUAAUCAUUCCGAGCGGCAUUUACCACAGAUUUACAUUGGAUACUAAAAAUUUCAUACGGGCCAAGCGCUAUUUUGUUGGAGAACCAGUUUGGUUGCCCUACAAUAGGCCAGCAGACGAAAUGCAGUGUCGCAAAGAAUAUCUGAGAAAAUUGGAAACUGGUUUUGCUGCUUAGUAUGACGGUUCGAAAGCAGGAUGUCACAUGUGCUGCAAUAUAUAACAGAUCCGUAAAGAUCCGUUUAUAUCAUUCUAUUGUACAAAUGGUCAAUAUUCUAAAAUACAGGUGUUAUAGAAAGAAGUAAAUAAGUA
This is a messenger RNA of Wyeomyia smithii (pitcher-plant mosquito), 817 nucleotides long. It is a transcript of the gene Adi1, whose product is annotated as acireductone dioxygenase. The transcript is spliced from 4 exons. Gene Ontology annotation, molecular function: acireductone dioxygenase [iron(II)-requiring] activity. Bases 132 to 683 code for a protein of 183 amino acids. NCBI's taxonomy places the organism in Eukaryota, Metazoa, Arthropoda, Insecta, Diptera, Culicidae. The record is from RefSeq and is a predicted model, not a curated record.